Arachis stenosperma is the source of this 1248-nucleotide messenger RNA. RefSeq lists its product as uncharacterized. The record is from RefSeq and is a predicted model, not a curated record. Gene Ontology annotation, molecular function: DNA binding. Bases 1 to 1209 code for a protein of 402 amino acids. Gene Ontology annotation, cellular component: nucleus. NCBI's taxonomy places the organism in Eukaryota, Viridiplantae, Streptophyta, Magnoliopsida, Fabales, Fabaceae. The transcript is spliced from 9 exons. Gene Ontology annotation, biological process: DNA repair; DNA replication; DNA recombination.
AUGUGGGAUUUGGGAAAAGGCAAGAUUAGGUGUACACUUUGGGAGGAUUUUGCAACUAAGUUGGUCAAGCACAUUGAAGAGCAGCCAACAUCAGAGUACAUCCUCAUUAUACAGUUCGCUAAGUUCAACCUCUUUAAAGGUGCAAUGGGCAUAUCAAAUACCAAUCAUAACUCAAUUCUCUACAUCAAUGCGGACUUCCAAGAGGUUAAGGAUUUUCGCAAGAGUGUCAUCAUGGCUGCGGUUCCACGUGCAAACCAACUAUCCCAAAUUGCUGCAGAUCCAGCAUACUCUAUAGAGGAUGAUCUCAUCAACAACUCCAUUUACAAACCCAUUUCUAAACUCAAGGCAUCUAUUGAGAAUGGGAGCUUUUUGACAAUUGGAACUGUAAUUGCAAUUGACCCCAAGAACGGUUGGUGGUACAAAAGUUGUAAGCAUUGCUUUCAUUCACUAAGGGAGGCUGAGGAUUCCUACUAUUGUGCCAAGUGUGCCACCUAUCCAACCACUCACACACCUAGGUAUAGCAUUAAUAUGAAGGUUGCUAAUGAUACUGAUACAGCUGCAUUCCUUCUUUAUGACAAGGGAGCGGCCAAAUUUCUUGGAAUCUCUGCCUCUGACCUGCGGCUUGCACAGCUAACCAGGGGUGGAGUAAAUGAGGAAUACCCGAUAGAGCUCAAUUCCUUUAGGGGUAAGAAAUUCCUUUUCAAGGUUUCCGUCAAGAUGGAAGAUAUAAAUUCUUUCCAGCCUUGCAAGGUCAUUGUGAUGAAGCUGACGGAUAAGAUAUCUCUUAUAACAAAAUUUUUAGGAAAGCAUGAUGUAUACCAGCCAAACCUUGCAUUGGAACACUCAGAACUGUUGAGCCUGCAAACUGCUUCCACCGACACGCCAAAGGGCGCGAGUUCUCCUUCUGUUGAGGCUUUGGUGGACAACUCUAACGAUGCUUUCUUGACCCCCAAGAGAAACAUUAUUAGUGGUGGAUGGUCUAAGCAACUCAUUGAUCUUUAUCCAGACUCUGCUAAUGGAUCAUCAUCGAAGUGUAGAAGCUCGAAGAUGGCAUUCCCAGCAUUGAUAAAGUCUACCAAGAUUAGUCUGGAUAGAUUCUCAAUCAAAAUAUAUGGUGGACUAAUGAUCAAGCUCAAGUAUCAUAGUAUAUUUCCCAGUAUCAAUGUUGCGUAUAAUUAUGGUUUCGUGUUGUGUCCUUUAAUGAAGUGAGGUCGUUGUUUUUUUGGCAACUGGCAUCAGGGACUGAUG